AUGUUUGGGAGAUUGACUCUUCCAAAACUGCUUUUUACUAGCAUCCUUGGAAUUGCUGGAAGGGUGUAUAUUUAUCAACUAAUAUUGGAACAAUAUUACCAAGAUCAGAUGGAAUUAAAAGAAAAGUUGAAAUUCGCAUAA
Lontra canadensis (Northern American river otter) is the source of this 141-nucleotide messenger RNA. RefSeq names its product protein PIGBOS1-like. The transcript has a single exon. Lineage: Eukaryota; Metazoa; Chordata; Mammalia; Carnivora; Mustelidae. The record is from RefSeq and is a predicted model, not a curated record. Bases 1 to 141 code for a protein of 46 amino acids.